Dioscorea cayenensis subsp. rotundata (Guinea yam) is the source of this 1914-nucleotide messenger RNA. Its product is annotated as aspartic proteinase nepenthesin-1. The coding region runs from base 550 to 1854 and encodes 434 amino acids. The transcript has a single exon. Gene Ontology annotation, biological process: proteolysis. The record is from RefSeq and is a predicted model, not a curated record. Gene Ontology annotation, molecular function: aspartic-type endopeptidase activity. Lineage: Eukaryota; Viridiplantae; Streptophyta; Magnoliopsida; Dioscoreales; Dioscoreaceae.
CAAGAGGUGAUGCCCCUCCUUACAACACAAGGGGGCCUUAUAUAGGCUCCAAGAGACUUAACCCUUAAGCAACUAAACUCAUGGUUAGCUAACUUAACCAUGGUUGGACACUAUUACAGACAAGACACAUACCUAAUUGUCAUGUAGCUAACAUGACAAUUACCAAACUUAUUAAGUACAAGCAUGCUUUUCAACAGUAAAACUACUGUUGCUACAGUUGUUAAAUGCAGCAAACAUAUCCUCAGCAAAGACAAUGACUUGUAUUUCUACUUUAGGUCUGCUCCACCAAAAGAGGACAUCAAGUAGACUCAAGCCACGUACUAACACUAGUGAUUUGGUGUGAGUUACAGUAAUAGCGAUGAUCAGAGAGCACGAUCAUGGCCGGUCCCUGACUCUCCCCACGAGGUACAGCCUGUAAAAUCUUGUUCUUACACCCUCGCCCCAUCAUCUUCACCAGCCCACCAAACUCUCAUAACGCGUCAAAAAACAACUCCAUUUAAAACGUCCAAAGCAUCAAUUCCCUUCUCAUUCAUCAGUCUCCAUCUCACAAUGAUCCAAACGCUCACGCUCCUCUUCUUCAUCCUUUUCCACCCAACCCACUCCAAACCUGACUAUCUAAAACUCAACCUCCGCUACAACGGUAACCAUCACCAUUCCCUCUCUCAAACCCUCACCCAAGACUCCAUCCGCCUCUCCUUCCUCUCAUCCCGCACCACUCUCUCCGCCCCAAUCAUCUCCGGCGCCUCCACCGGCUCCGGUCAAUACCUUGUCGAGUUUCACCUCGGCACUCCACCCCAGCGCCUCCACCUCAUCGUCGACACAGGCAGUGACCUAAUCUGGACUCGCUGCUCCCCCUGCCGUUCAAAUUGCUCUUUUCACCACCCUCCGGGCACUACCUUCCUCCCCCGUCACUCCAUCACCUUCUCACCUUUCCACUGCUACUCCCCUUCCUGCCACCUCAUCCCUCACCCCUCUCACUCCUGCAACCACACCCGUCUUCACUCCCCCUGCCGCUACCACUACGCCUACGCCGACUCUUCCUCAACUUCCGGCUUCUUCUCCCACGAUGUUGCCACUCUUCACACCCUCUCCGGCCACCCCACCCACAUCCCCAACCUUCCUUUUGGCUGCGCCUUCAACAUCUCCCCCGGCCCUGCCCUCUCCUCAGCCCACGGCGUCCUCGGCCUCGGCCGCGGCCCCAUCUCCUUCCCCUCCCAUACCUCCUCCAACUUGGGCAACCUCUUCUCUUACUGCCUUCUUGACUACACUCUCUCCCCUCCCCCAACCAGCUUCCUUCUCAUCGGUCAUCACUCUAUCAAACCAAGCUUCACUUCAAACUUGAGCUUCACUCCACUCUUAUCCAACCCAGUCUCCCCCACAUUCUACUACAUCCACAUCACCGCUGUAUAUUUGAACAAUAUUCCACUCCCAAUCGAUCCUGAUGUCUGGGUUCUCGACCCAAACACUGGCAACGGCGGCACCAUCAUCGACUCCGGUACUACAUUGAGCUUCCUCCCCACCCCAGCUUAUGACCAGAUCGUCUCCACAAUGGCUCUGAAAAUCCCAGACCGUUUCAAGAUCUCUCAUGGACCACCAGGUUUUGAUCUUUGCGUGAACUCUACCAAACCUUUGCGGAAGCCCAAGCUUGUCUUCAAGCUUCUCGGCGGCGCCGUCCUGGCCCCUCCUCCGGGGAACUAUUUCAUCGAAGCGGCGGAUGGUGUCACUUGUUUAGCGCUGCAGCCUGCUGACGCCGGCUUCGGUGUUAUUGGUAACUUAAUGCAACAAGGCUUUCUUUUCGUCUUCGAUCGUGAUGCUUCUCGGCUCGGCUUCUCUAGAAACGGCUGUGCUGUUUGAAGCUUCAUGUUUUGUUAAUUUGGAUUAAUUCAUUUUAUGAGAAUUUUAUGUUUUAUUAAA